Messenger RNA from Exophiala spinifera, 1302 nucleotides. RefSeq lists its product as uncharacterized. The coding region runs from base 1 to 1302 and encodes 433 amino acids. The record is from RefSeq and is a predicted model, not a curated record. The transcript has a single exon. NCBI's taxonomy places the organism in Eukaryota, Fungi, Ascomycota, Eurotiomycetes, Chaetothyriales, Herpotrichiellaceae.
AUGAUCCUGAGGGCAUACCGCAGCCGUCGCUCACGGCAGCGCCGCAUACUGUAUGCGUUACUAUACACCAUCGUGGCACUGCUGACUUACGACCUCCUCACGAUCCUCAAGCACUACCGCGAGUUCUCCCGCAGUCUCCUGUCCCACACGUACGGCGAUUUCGCGACGCUCCCUUCGCCGGUGCAGAACCAAAAGGUCUUCAUCGUCGCUCAGUUCUGGACGAACGCCGCCGUGAUACACGACCGCUGGGGCCAGGCGCUGCUCGACCUGGUCGGCGCACUGGGCAAAGAGAAUGUGUACAUAUCGAUCUACGAGUCGGGCAGCCUCGACAACACCAAGGAGAUUCUGAAAGUUCUCGACUCGGUGCUCGGGGAGAGCAACAUCCCGCGCACCAUCGUGCUCGACCACACCACGCACGCCGACGAGAUCAACGCCGGGCCCCUCGACGUGCAAGGCAACCCGCGGCCGGGCUGGAUCCAGACGACGACAGUCGGCGUGGGCAAGGAGAUGCGCCGCAUCCCGUACCUCGCGCGGCUGCGCAACAAGUCCCUCGAGCCCAUGUUCGCGCUGCAGUCGUCGGCGCUCCAGCCGCAGACGUUCGACAAGGUCCUGUUCCUCAACGACGUCGUCUUCCGGCCGCCGGACGUGCUCUCCCUCCUGGCCACGAACCAGGGGUCGUACUCGGCCGCGUGCGCCCUGGACUUCCACUACCCGCCGGACUACUACGACACGUUCGCGCUGCGCGACGCCGACGGCUACGGCACCAUCCACACAAAGUUCCCCUACUUCAGGUCGCGGGACUCGCGCGACGCCCUCCUGGCCGGCCGCGCCGCCAAGGUGCAGUCGUGCUGGAACGGCAUGAUCGCCAUGGACGCCGCGCCCUUUUACGAGGGCCUGCGCUUCCGCGCGCUCGGCGACAGCCUGGCCAGCAAGCACCUCGAGGCCAGCGAGUGCUGCCUGAUCCACACCGACAUGGCGACGCGGAAGCUGGGCGGCGAGAAGGGCGUCUACGUGAACCCGGCCGUGCGCGUCGGCUACACCAUCCCCGCCUACAACAUGACACACGACGGGCCGGAGCGGACGUUCGUCUCCGCCGCGCAGUACGUAAAGGGGGUCUGGGCCAACCGGGUCCUCCGAAACCUUCUCCCCGCCACGACGCACACGAUGAAGGACGUCGAGCGUAGAGUCCAGCAGUGGAAGGACGAGGGCGAGCACUCCCUCGAGACGAGGGAAGAGUCCGGCGAGCUUUGCAUCAUUGACGAAACCCACAUUUUGAUCUGGAACGGCUGGAAGCAUGUCUGA